CCGCCCGCGCCGUGGCCCCGCCCCGGCUUCCGCAGCGAGCCGCUUCCCGAAGAGGUGCAGGAUGGACGUUCUGCGGCCCACCCUGAUAAGGAUUGGAGGGCGAGUAUACAGGAAGACCCUCAUCCAAGAGCAGACCUACCAGCAAGAGGAGGAGGAGGAGGAAUUGUGUGCAGGCCCCGGUGACUGCGCAGAUGAACCCUGUGAUGCCUUUGUGGUGGAAGAGACGGAGAAAGGCUUCCAGUGCAGAGUGGAGGUUCCCAGUCCGUUGUACAAGUACAUCAUUGGGAAGAAAGGGGAAACCAAGAAGAGACUAGAAACAGAGACUCGAACCUCCAUCAGCAUUCCCAAGCCUGGAGUGGAAGGAGAAAUCGUGAUUACAGGGCAGCAUCGCAGUGGUGUCAUCUCUGCCCAGACGCGGGUUGACGUCCUCCUGGACAGCUUCCGCAAGAAGCAGCCCUUCACACACUUCCUGUCCUUCGCUCUCAACCAGCCUGCCAUCCAGGAGAAGUUCCUGCAGUUCAAGGAGGAAGUGUUGGAGAAGUGCUCGAAGGAUCAUGGGGUCAGCAGCAGUCUGUUCCAGAACCCUGCAAAGCUUCACCUGACUCUUGGGACACUGGUGCUUCUGAAUGAGCAAGAGAUCCAGAAAGCACGUGACCUCCUACAGCGAUGUAAAGAGGACUUUGUGGACCAAAUUGCUGGAGGCAAGCCCCUGACUGUGGAGGUGGCCGGAGUGGAGUACAUGAAUGAUGACCCUGCCAUGAUGGAUGUCCUCUAUGCCAAAGUCCACAUGAAGGAUGGCUCAGACAGGUUGCAGGCGAUCGCCGGUCAGCUGGUGGAGCGGUUUGUGGCCUCUGGCCUGAUGCUUAAAGAAUGGGAUAGGGUGAAAUUGCAUGCUACGGUCAUGAACACUCUCUUCAGGAAAGAUCCAAGUGCUGAAGAGCGAAACGCUACAAUGACUGGUAAAGCAUCCUUCAAGGAACGGGAAUCGUUUAACGGCCGAAAUAUCCUCCAGCUCUUUGAGAACUUCUACUUUGGAGAGGUGCAGCUGGACUCGGUGCGUCUUUCCCAGCGCUUCUCCUCGGAUGCCUCUGGCUACUACACGACGUGCGGGCAGCUCAGCUUCUGCAGCUGACCCCAGUGGCUCCGCUCGGCCUGCGAUGGCAUGGGAGAGGAUGCGGGGAUUGGAUGGGAAUGUGGGAGCUCCAUGCAGGGAUACCCCACAGCCCCUCAACAGCCAGGAACCUUGGCAUUUCCCUGCAGCCUUUCCCACACGUAUUGCCUUUGCAGGGAGCCGGGCCUUUCUGCCUCCUUUCCCCAUCGGUAACCAAAAUGCCACAAAGGUGCCCAUUUGAUGUCUGCUGCCUGUUUGUCUUCCAAGAAAACAACUAGAAAAACUGGUGCAGGUGGCUUUUGGGGCACCACCAACAUUUAAGCGUGGCUUUAUUUCAGAAGAAGAAAAUUUGUUCUUCGAAUCAGUGUUUAAAAUCCACCCUGAGAGUGGUGUAACGCUCUUGAGGUGAGGCAUCGCUUGGAUCCCCGGUAGCGUGCCUAUGCGAUGUACAUCUCCAAAUAAACUCCUUCCCUU
Colius striatus (speckled mousebird) is the source of this 1585-nucleotide messenger RNA. It is a transcript of the gene ASCC1, whose product is annotated as activating signal cointegrator 1 complex subunit 1. Gene Ontology annotation, biological process: DNA alkylation repair; regulation of DNA-templated transcription. The coding region runs from base 62 to 1132 and encodes 356 amino acids. Gene Ontology annotation, molecular function: RNA binding. Lineage: Eukaryota; Metazoa; Chordata; Aves; Coliiformes; Coliidae. The record is from RefSeq and is a predicted model, not a curated record. Gene Ontology annotation, cellular component: nucleus. The transcript has 10 exons.